Messenger RNA from Dipodomys spectabilis (banner-tailed kangaroo rat), 5174 nucleotides. RefSeq names its product deltex E3 ubiquitin ligase 4 (gene Dtx4). NCBI's taxonomy places the organism in Eukaryota, Metazoa, Chordata, Mammalia, Rodentia, Heteromyidae. The transcript is spliced from 9 exons. The coding region runs from base 69 to 1925 and encodes 618 amino acids. Gene Ontology annotation, molecular function: zinc ion binding; ubiquitin protein ligase activity. Gene Ontology annotation, cellular component: nucleoplasm. The record is from RefSeq and is a predicted model, not a curated record. Gene Ontology annotation, biological process: protein ubiquitination; Notch signaling pathway.
CGGCGGCGCCGGAGGAAGCGGAGGAGAUCGGGGGCUCGGGGCCCGGGCGGCGCAGCCCCGGGCUCGCCAUGCUCCUGGCCUCGGCCGUGGUGGUCUGGGAAUGGCUGAACGAGCACGGCCGCUGGCGGCCCUACAGCCCCGCCGUGAGCCACCACAUCGAGGCGGUGGUCCGCGCCGGGCCCCGCGCGGGGGGCAGCGUGGUGCUGGGCCAGGUGGACGGCCGCCUGGCGCCCUACAUCAUCGACCUGCAGUCCAUGAACCAGUUCCGGCAAGACACGGGAACCCUGCGUCCUGUCCGCCGCAACUACUAUGACCCAUCUUCGGCCCCGGGGAAGGGCGUGGUGUGGGAAUGGGAAAACGACAACGGCUCCUGGACGCCCUACGACAUGGAAGUGGGCAUCACCAUCCAGCACGCCUACGAGAGGCAGCACCCCUGGAUCGACCUCACCUCCAUCGGCUUCAGCUAUGUCAUCGACUUCAGCACCAUGGGCCAGAUCAACCGGCAGACCCAGCGCCAGCGCCGGGUGCGGCGCCGGCUCGACCUCAUCUACCCGAUGGUCACCGGGACCCUGCCCAAGGCGCAGUCCUGGCCGGCCAACCCGGCCUCGGCCGCCUCGCCCCCGGCUCCACCCUGCUCCUGUCCACAGUGUGUGCUGGUGAUGAGUGUCAAGGCGGCCGUGGUCAACGGGGGAGCCCUGCAGCCCCCCCUAAGCCGCAAGAACGGGGCUCCCUCCGCCACGGCCAAGCUGCCUCCGCCCCCCGGCCCGGGAGUCAAGCCACCGGAUGCCACGGGCACCCUUCGAGCCCCGCCCAAGGCCCCCGCGUCGCAGGCGACCCGGCGACAGGUGUCCAGCGCAGCACCAGCCGGGGCAGCCGCGGGAGCUGCGGCCGCCGCCCCUGCAGCCAGCAGCAAGACGGGACGGGUAGCCCUGGCCACCUUGAAUCGGACCAACCUUCAACGACUGGCCAUCGCGCAGUCCCGAGUGCUGAUCGCCUCCGGAGUUCCUACUGUCCCAGUAAAAAACUUAAAUGGAUCCAGUCCUGUCAACCCUGCCCUGGCAGGAAUCACUGGGAUCCUCAUGAGCGCCGCUGGAUUGCCUGUGUGUCUCACCAGACCACCGAAGCUGGUCCUCCACCCGCCCCCUGUCAGCAAGAGCGAAAUCAAAUCCAUCCCCGGAGUUUCUAACACAAGCCGCAAGACCACCAAAAAGCAAGCUAAGAAAGGUAAAACCCCAGAGGAAGUACUGAAGAAGUAUCUGCAGAAGGUCCGGCAUCCACCAGAGGAGGACUGCACCAUCUGCAUGGAGCGCCUCACAGCCCCCUCAGGUUACAAGGGCCCACAGCCAACCAUCAAGCCUGACCUGGUGGGCAAGCUGUCCCGAUGUGGACAUGUCUACCAUAUCUACUGCCUGGUGGCCAUGUACAAUAACGGGAACAAGGAUGGUAGUCUGCAGUGUCCAACCUGUAAGACCAUUUAUGGGGUGAAGACAGGCACCCAGCCUCCCGGGAAGAUGGAGUACCACCUCAUCCCGCACUCUUUGCCUGGCCACCCAGACUGCAAAACCAUCCGGAUUAUCUACAGCAUCCCCCCUGGCAUUCAGGGUCCAGAACACCCGAAUCCUGGAAAGAGUUUCAGUGCCCGUGGUUUCCCAAGACACUGCUAUCUUCCAGACAGUGAGAAAGGGAGAAAAGUUCUGAAGCUGCUGCUUGUGGCCUGGGACCGCCGCCUCAUCUUUGCUAUCGGGACCUCCAGUACCACGGGCGAGUCAGACACCGUCAUUUGGAACGAAGUGCACCACAAGACAGAGUUUGGCUCUAACCUCACUGGCCACGGCUACCCAGAUGCCAAUUACUUGGAUAACGUGCUGGCUGAAUUGGCUGCCCAGGGCAUCUCAGAGGACAGCGCUUCCCAGGACAAGGACUGAGGCUGGAAGGGUUUUGAUAACCACCAGGUCCAUGGGGGACUGCAGAACAGCAAGCAGGGAGAGUUGAGGUAGAAGUUGCUACCAUGCCUUCCUGACUCCCUCAUCUCCCCUCUUGCCCCGUCUCCAUCCUUCAUCCCCCCCCAGCCUCAGGGGGGUACACCCAGAUGGACAAAGGUGAUGUCAUUCAUAAACUUCAUCCAACAUACAGGGGACGUGGGUUGAAGAUCAUCCUUAGUCUGGUCCCGUGGAGUGUUCUGGUGCUGGGUAGGCAAGGACUCUCCCCCUCCCUCCUCCAAGUAGGGGGUCAUGGCCAGCACAUUUCAGGGUAUGGACGGUACAUGGGCUUGCCAUACCUUGACCUUGUGAGGCAGAAGUUCUUUGCCCCAGGAAGCUUCUUGCUGUUUCCGCUCUGCUUUGAAAGCGGAAUUUCCACCUCUCUCUCUUUCUUGUGAGACAGGGAGGUGCCACUGUGCCAGGCUGGAGGAAGGGCGAAGGGGAAGGCCCCGCCAAACGGCUGCCACGUCAGAAGUCAAAUGCCUUGGUGUAGAGUGGGAAAGCAUUUCCUGCUGAGUGGGUCAGAAAGACAGCCUUUCUUUCCUUGAGCUCUUCUCCUAAGUCCUCAGCUUCUCCAGGCCCUUCCGUCCUCCUCCUCCUCCUCCUCACACCCUUGACCUGGUCCAAAGAGGUGUCUGGUUCUCUUGGGUGGAUGGAAAGAUUCUGGGAUGGCAUCCCAGAAUGCUCUUUCAACCCUUCUCUGAUAGAACCAGAACCUGCUGCAGUCUGUUGAGCAUCUGCCCUGUCCAAAGGGAGAAGAGCCCAUGCCUCCUUCCCAGCUCAUCCCAGACCAGCUCAAAGAUGCCAUGAGUUUCAUGAAGUCACUGUGAGAGUAGCCCACACGAGGCUCUGUACUGUUUGUGCAUGUGCAUAUGUGCGUGCGUGCGUGUGUGCAUGUGUGUGUGUGUGUGCGUGUGUGUGUGUGCGUGUGUGUGUCACAGGGCCACGCUGUCCCUCAACUCUGUUUCACAAGAUGCCAAACCCCAGUUCCGAUGGGGAUCAAGUAGUCAGGGUCCAGUCCCGUGAUUUUUCCUUACCGUGCCUGACUAGCUCAUAAUGAACUUGCGUCUGGAUGGAGUCAGAACAGUACUUGGAGAGAUACGAUGAGGUGAGAGCUGGGUUCUCCUCCUCUGCCCUCUCCCCUGUUGCUUUUCAAGGCUGGAUCAGAGCCAGCCUGCAUCCAGUGUCUGUUUCUGUGAGGAUUUCAGUCUAUCUUCAUGCAACUGUCCUAGGUCCAGCCCAGAAAUGGUUCUAGAUUCCCCGUCCUGCCAACCCCAUCGAUUACAGAUUGACCCAGAGCAUGGCAGCAAAGCCUCUUUAGCCCAUUCCUAAGCAGGGAUGGGACCACAUAUGGUCUUAUCCAACCUGCAUCUGGGCUGUGUCCCAGAUGCUGUCCAUCUCCUCAGAACAGCCUCUUACCUUUGGCUCCCAAUAAAGAAUGGAUUGGGAGUCAAGGAGGAAAGAGGGAGAAAUGAAGAAGGGAAACCCAGUUCAGGAAAUCCAAUUUCAUCUUGAAAAGUAGGGGUUUUGUUUUGGUUUUUUUGAACUGUUUGGAGGGAAGUUCCUCUGGAUACUAAUUUGAAUUUAUAUACCUCACGUUUUGGAGGUUUGUCAUAUAAAUAUAUAUAUUCAUAUAUAUUUCAUAAGAUUUGGAAGGUUUUUAAUGCUUGGAAAAGUAGAAACAAAGGAACCUUCAACAAUGGUACUUAAGACAAAGGCUACGCUUUUGUGAGCGCCAGCUCUGUAGCUGCCUGCCAUGGGGCCAUUUUGCUAUUGGUGUGGCCAGUGGAUUCAGCUGAAUGCCAUGUAGCUCCCGGGACUUGCUGGUGCUGAAUUCUCCUUCAUGCUCUGAAUGGCUACAGGGGCGUUGAUUUGUUCCAUCAGAAGGAGUUGUGAUAGGAGGAAUGCUUCCUGUCCUCUUAGCUCCAGUCUCUCCAUUCAGUGAGAUGCUGAUUUGCCUCACCAGCAGACCAGGAGACUGGUCCUGAGUUCACUGCACCUCCAGCUACGUUCCUGCCACAGCUAGGAAGGAAGCAGCAGAACUGUCCCCUUCCAUCCCUUGGACAGCCUCACGAUAGGAUUAGCGUCAUCUCCUCCGGCAUCCACGCCAAGUACUUGCUAGGCUUAUUGGCCACUGGGAUGAAGGCCUGUGGGUAGGAACAUGCAAUGGGAAGCGGAGGGAAAAGACAUGAAGAAACUCUUUGGUAGCCGGGAAUAGACAGUAGAGAGACGCUUCAUCGGGCAGAAGGUGUUAAGUGGGAAGGAGACAGACAAGGACAGGAAGAAGGGGACCCCAGAGGGGGUCUUAAGGAGUCAAUGUGCCUGUGGCAAUACUCAGCCUUCACACCUACAAGCCUUUCCCCCCUAGGACUGUGAUAGGUCCCCGCCCUACUUCUCUUUCUGUCUGGGGAUGCUCAGGAGGAGCUACCUCACGCUCCUGCUGCUCUGCUUUGGGCUUGCUUCACAGGAAGGAUCUUGGAUCUCCUGUCUAACAACUGUGCCAGGUAUCACAAGAGGGGCAUAGCCUUCCCCUGGUACUAGCCUAGAAAAGUACAGCCUCCAUUUCGGGGAGAACCCUGCCCGUAGAACCCCGGGGCACCCACUACGUGGAUACAAGGCAUUUCCCACUAGAGGCCCUGCUGUGCUCUCCUGGCCUAAGCAGGGGACUCCCGUGCUUUUCCUUUCGUGGUCUUGGCACCAGCAGCCUAGUUCUCCCUUCCUGAGUCUCUAGGGUCAACACCUGGGAUUGCAGAGACACACUCGGUCAGACACGCAUCCCUUAAAAGGUUAUAGGAUAUAUACAUGUUUGCCUGUGCCUUUGUGUUUUCAUUCCCCUCCCCUUUUUUUUUGUAAAACUUUGGACUUCUCUGUGCUUUCAUACUUGGUCAAAAGUACUUGUCCUGGUUACUGCACUGUUUGGUGCAUGGGAGAAGACCCAUGGGGCGAAAGUGAGGACCCCUACCCCUUUUCCUGGUCUGUGGUCUCUGGCGCCUGAGUGGGGGCUUCUGGGAGAGGGCAGUUACAUGUCCACCUGUAUGUAGUGUGUUCUGUUUGUAAACUGCUGUGUUUUGAAGUUGUUUUGGGGUUGUUUUCUUUUUUUUGGUGUUGCUCUGUGAGAGGACAUCGCCACCUGGUGCUCAUGAGGUGUAUGUGCAGAACAAUAAAUGGCAAAUGAACAACCGCAAACUGCUUUUG